Molecule: messenger RNA, 2497 nt
Organism: Paramisgurnus dabryanus
Lineage: Eukaryota; Metazoa; Chordata; Actinopteri; Cypriniformes; Cobitidae
Gene: tfdp1a
Product: transcription factor Dp-1, a
Biological process (GO): regulation of transcription by RNA polymerase II; regulation of cell cycle
Cellular component (GO): transcription regulator complex; nucleus
Molecular function (GO): DNA-binding transcription factor activity, RNA polymerase II-specific; RNA polymerase II transcription regulatory region sequence-specific DNA binding
Source: RefSeq, a predicted model, not a curated record
AGAUGGGGCUUAGACCUCCUCUUCCUCUGUCCUCUUGCUAACUGGCUAUGCCAACAAAAACAGCACCUAAGAAGGCAAAGGGUUUCAACACUGCAAGUUGAGAGGAAAGUUUACAUACUUCAUUUCCAGAGACAUUUUGUUGUGGAAAUUUGGCUCAGGUUUUUCAGCUAGACCAAGCAUCUAGUCCUCAGCCCCAGGGAUCAUGGCCAAAGAUGCUGGUCUGAUUGAAGCCAAUGGGGAGCUGAAGGUUUUCAUUGAUCAGAACUUGAGCCCUGGCAAAGGUGUGCUGUCUUUAGUAACAGUGCAUCCACAGACUAUGGCAGUGGGAAAACAGCUGUUGCCGAAAACACUGGGCCCUUCCAACGUGAACAUCACACCACAUAUGAUCAUUAGCACACCUCAAAGGCCCAGUGGCUCCAAUGUGAUCCUAAUGAACAGCCCGCACACACCCAGCUCUCAGUUUAUCACUCAGAGUCAACCAUCAGAAGCCUCUCCAUGGUCUUCAGGGAAGAGGGGUAAGAAGGGGGAGAAGAACGGUAAAGGACUCCGACAUUUUUCCAUGAAGGUUUGUGAGAAGGUCCAGAGGAAAGGGGUCACAACCUACAAUGAAGUUGCUGAUGAGCUUGUGGCUGAGUUCAGUUCUGGUGAUAAUCAUAUUUCCCCGAAUGAUUCGCAUGUCUAUGACCAAAAGAACAUUCGACGGCGUGUGUACGAUGCACUAAAUGUGCUGAUGGCCAUGAACAUUAUCUCCAAAGAGAAAAAGGAGAUAAAGUGGAUUGGCCUGCCCACAAAUUCUGCUCAGGAGUGUCAGAACCUUGAGGUGGAGAGGCAAAGACGUUUGGAGAGAAUCAAACAAAAACAGUCACAACUCCAAGAGCUCAUUUUACAGCAAAUUGCCUUCAAGAACCUUGUACAACGAAACCGCCAGAGAGAACAACAGACGAAAAGGCCCCCACCUGCCAACUCAGUCAUCCACCUGCCAUUUAUCAUUGUCAACACCAGCAAGAAAACAGUCAUUGACUGCAGUAUCUCCAACGACAAGUUCGAGUACCUCUUUAACUUCGACAGCAUGUUUGAGAUUCACGAUGAUGUUGAGGUGUUGAAGCGCAUGGGCAUGGCCUGUGGUCUUGAGGAUGGCAAGUGCUCUGCUGAGGACCUGAAGACUGCCAGGAGCUUGGUGCCCAAAGCACUAGAACCCUAUGUCACAGAAAUGGCACAGGGACCCAUCAGUAAUGUCUACAUGACAGGGUCAUCAUCGACUAAUGGAGGUCGCUAUCAUGUUGGGAGUGAUAUUGGAGCAGAUGCCACAAUGGCCUCUAGUUCUAAUGACUCCCACUACAGCGGCUCUCGCGUCGAGACCCCCGUCUCUUACAUGGGGGAGGAUGACGACGACGAUGACGAGUUUGACGAAGACGAUGAUGACUAAACCCGCCCCUCAUUCGCCUGUCCAUCGUGCACAAGUUCUUCCAGCUGCCAUGUCCGAGGAUCGAUCAACCACACAGUCCUUUUCGCUCUUCUGCAACUCGGUUUAUUUCACUCUUUACAUGAGAAGGGCAUUGAAGAACACAGGCUUUAAAGGGAUGAGUUAUUUCAUACCCUUCUUUCUGAGCUCAGGACAGGCACAUCAUUGGCCGUGUGCUUUGCCUGCUGGGAAUUCUAGUUUUUAGCCGAAGGACUUUGCUAAAGAGGCGUUGCUGUUUCCUGUUGCGACGCUCCUGUCGGAUGUUAUCCGUGUGUGACGCCCCGAAACCUUCCCUCCUCCCGCGUACAGCCAUGGAAAACCCUGUUGGAAAGUGUUGUGUGAUAUCUGUGUGAAAUAGUUCUCUUCUUCUUUUGAAUGAUCAUUUUGUGUUUGAAUGUGCUGGCUUGCAUUUGCAUUCUGAAGGUUCGGGAUUGGCGUCUGCAUCGCAGACUGACGACUCGAAGAACUUACGAAGCCAGCUGCUAUUUUUUGCCCCAUUGAGGGCAGGUCUUUGGAUGUGUGGACUCUUUCGUAUGCUAACCUGAUGAUUUCUUGCAGACAUUUUUUGUAGAAUCUCCUCUUAUGUGUGUUUGGCUCCCUCUUUUUGGAGGACUCUGAGAAGUCAGUCUUUUUCUUUGUUUGUUUUCUGAGCUUCAUAAACCAACCAGUCUUCGGGACACCAGAGGACAACUUCAAUACCUACGAGCAGUUAUAGGAAAAAAUGCUUCGUUUCUCAAUGACAACAAAUCUUCUGAAUUUGUGUCUAGUGUCCUUCCUGUGUCAGUUAUAUCUUGGAGCGUGUAAGAUUAUUGUUCUGUAUUAAAAAGAUAUGGGCUUUAGGUCUCUGGUUUUCCCUUUGAGAAUUUCCUUUAAAAAACUGAAUCCUUGUACUGACUCCUCAGAGUAAUUUUUCUGUAAUCUAAUAUAAGUUUCAAAUUUAAAUAUAUAGAAUGUUUUAAGAACUCGAUCUCGAUGUGUUUAUUUGCGACACUAAUGUAAUACUACUAAUUUCAUUAAACUUUAUUUUAUAUAUUU